Molecule: messenger RNA, 1557 nt
Organism: Lactuca virosa
Lineage: Eukaryota; Viridiplantae; Streptophyta; Magnoliopsida; Asterales; Asteraceae
Source: the annotation of a GenBank genome assembly
AUGGAAUCUAACCAAACCAAAAAACACCGACUUUAUUUGCUGGCGUUAUUAGGUUUUAAUGCAUUUGUACAUGUGGGGGUGGAAAAAUCAAAAACUCUAUUAGAGAAGGAGAAGCAAACACUCCCUCUGACGUCUGAUUCACGAUCAAUCGAUCUAAGAGAUUCCUGGUUUACUGAAACAAAUAGAAAUGUUGAAGAUCUGUUGCAUUGGAGCUGGAUAUUCCCCCGUAUCACCGCCUGGAACAGCGACACGCUCCCGAUCUACGAGCCAGGCCUAGACGAUGUUGUAAAGCAAUGCAGAGGCAAAAACCUCUUCUUCAGCACCGAUGUAGAAAAACACGUAUGUGAAGCCGACAUAGUCUUCGUCUCAGUCAACACCCCGACAAAAACCCGCGGCCUCGGUGCCGGAAAAGCCGCCGACCUCACAUAUUGGGAAUCCGCUGCCCGCAUGAUCGCUGACGUGUCAAAAUCCGACAAAAUCGUCGUCGAAAAGUCAACCGUCCCGGUCAAAACCGCCGAAGCCAUCGAAAAAAUCCUCACACACAAUAGCAAAGGAAUCAACUUCCAAAUCUUAUCAAACCCCGAGUUUCUCGCAGAAGGAACCGCAAUCCAAGACCUUUUCCACCCCGAUCGCGUCCUCAUCGGGGGACGCGAAACGCCAGGUGGACAAAAAGCAAUCCAAACGUUAAAAUCCGUGUACGCGCACUGGGUCCCGGAAGAAAACAUCAUCACAACAAAUCUAUGGUCCGCCGAGCUUUCGAAACUCGCCGCCAACGCGUUCUUAGCGCAACGUAUCUCCUCCGUGAACGCCAUGUCAGCGUUAUGCGAGGCGACCGGCGCUAACGUGUACCAAGUCGCGUACGCGGUUGGAAAAGACACGCGAAUCGGUCCGAAGUUUUUAAACGCGAGUGUAGGGUUCGGAGGAUCUUGUUUCCAAAAAGAUAUUUUAAAUUUGGUUUACAUAUGCGAAUGCAAUGGUUUACCUGAAGUUGCGGAGUAUUGGAAACAAGUGAUUAAAAUUAACGACUACCAGAAGUCGCGAUUUGUAAACCGUGUUGUCGCGUCGAUGUUCAACACGGUUUCGAAUAAAAAAAUCGCGAUACUGGGGUUCGCGUUUAAGAAGGAUACGGGGGAUACGCGGGAGACACCCGCGAUUGAUGUGUGUAAAGGGUUGUUGGGGGAUAAAGCGUGUGUGAGUAUAUAUGAUCCGCAAGUCACGGAGGAUCAAAUCCAACGGGAUUUGACUUUGAAUAAGUUUGAUUGGGACCAUCCGAUUCAUCUCCAACCGAUGAGUCCGACCGCGGUUAAACAGGUGGCGGUUGUGUGGGACGCGUAUGAGGCGACGAAGGGUGCGCAUGCGAUUUGUAUUUUGACUGAGUGGGAUGAGUUUAAGAGUUUGGAUUAUCAGAGGAUUUAUGAUAAUAUGCAGAAACCGGCUUUUGUUUUUGAUGGGAGGAAUGUUGUGGAUCUUGAGAAGUUGAGGGAGAUUGGGUUUAUUGUUUACUCGAUUGGGAAGCCGUUGGAUGCUUGGCUUAAGGACAUGCCUGCUAUUGCUUAA